CUGCUGCAAUGGAAGUAAACAGGGACGAAGCGGAGCGCUGCAUUGACAUUGCAACUGCGGCGUUAAGUAACCACCAGCCGGAGAAGGCGCUGAGGUUCCUGGAGAAGGCGCAGAGGCUCUUUCCGACAGAGAAAGCCAAGGUACUGCUGGACCUAAUAGCAAAGAAUGGAUUCACACCCAGACAAGGUGGCCACCCAGACGCCAGCGGGGUAUCGGGGCCUCGACAGCGGCAGAACACCAGUGAAGAUACCAGACCCGAAGAAAAACCUUCUGACACCUCAAAACCCUACACGGCAGACCAGCUCGAGUCUGUCAGAAGGGUAAAACAGUGUAAAGACUUCUAUGAAAUCCUUGGGGUCCAGAAAGACGCCUCUGAGGAUGAACUCAAAAGAUCGUAUAGAAAACUUGCUUUGAAAUUCCAUCCGGACAAGAAUCACGCUCCGGGUGCAACGGAGGCGUUUAAAGCCAUUGGCAACGCGUACGCUGUUCUGAGUAACGUUAACAAAAGACGACAGUAUGAUCAGUGUGGGGAUGAAAGAAGGCAUCCGUCCAGACACAGCCCAGGCAACGGGAACUUUGAGCCAGACAUCUCCCCUGAGGACCUCUUUAAUAUGUUCUUCGGAGGCGGUUACCCGUCAAGUAAUGCUCACGUAUACACGAAUGGACGGAUGCGUUACCAAAGGCGAGAGAGAAGAGAGAGACAGCGGGAUGGAGGUCUUGCUCUCUUUGUACAGGUUAUGCCCAUCCUCAUCCUGGUCAUCGUGUCGGCUCUCAGUCAGAUAAUGGUCAACAACCCGUCCUACAGCCUCAGCUUCAGGCCGUCAGCAGGUUACUCGCAGAAGAGGCUGACCGAGAACCUGAAGGUGCCGUAUUAUGUCGGGGAGCAGUUCUCCAAAGAGUUCACCGGCGUAAAUUUGAAAAACUUGGAGCAGACGGUGGAGGACGAUUAUAUUUCCAACCUUCGCAAUAACUGCUGGAAGGAGAAACAACAGAAGGAAGGCAUGUUAUACAGAGCUCGCUAUUUUGGAGACACCGAUCUGUACCAAAGAGCUCAGAGGGCUCGCACGCCAAGCUGCGCCAAGCUGUCAGAGAUCACGGCUUCAUUACAUGGAUGAGGAUGCUUUCAUGAUUAAAAGUUUCAAGAAUCACCCCAAAAGAUUACAGGCUGUAAAUAGAUAAGCUUUAACAAUCUGGAGGCUGACGAUGACUCAACAAGCAACACGAACAAACCAGCACCACUCCUCACCAAACUGACAACACAAACCGGUCGAAGCCAUUUCUGUGGAAGUUUUAGUCUGUGAAAUUCAAAUAUAAUGAUAUUAUAUUGUUUCAUAUGGAAAAGCCACUUCACACGUCUUGUCCUCCUGGCAGGGUGUGAGUUCGAAUAACCUCAAAGUACCAGUUCCGACUGGCAGCCAUGAAGCUGGCAUGGGUCACUUCACCUUGGUUUUUGUGAGAAUGCAGUAUGAAACCAGAGCAUAGUUAACUUAUAUAUAGUCAUACAGAUGUCAUUUAUGUAGCAGUUUAACAGAUACCACAUUGAAUGCUUCCUCCUUAUUUUUUAUGCAGUCGGAUCAGUGGGGUAAAAAAACAAAAAACGAUUUACUGAUUUGACUUCAAAUGCACAUUCUCAAACUAUGCAGGAAUAUUGUGGAACCUCUGAUGAAUAUUCACUCACGUCUAGGGUUUGUCAGACACUUGAACACCUGAGAUCUGUCUUUUUCUGCCGUGUGUGUGUGUGUGCGCUACCAGUUAGAAUACGUCCCCGUCACUCUGCUUCCUUUAGUUGUGUUAAGGACAGAAUUAUACGGUUUAACUUCACAGUAAAUGCCAAGAGAGCGAGACAUGUGCCUACCCACAACGUGGGACGUUAACAGGUUCUGGUUUUGGAGUCUCUGAUGAAUCUCAUCUGUUGGAAAAAAAACAAAAAUACAAAAAAGAAAAGAAGCAAUUUCUGUCACACUUUCUAAGUUUAUAGUAUGCUAUUUAUUCUUUGUAUUAUUUAUUUAUUUAAGGAAUAGAUCUUGCUCACUUUUUCCACCAUGUUUUUACUCCCAGAUGAAAAUAAAUAUGGAUGCUUGAA
Messenger RNA from Stegastes partitus (bicolor damselfish), 2083 nucleotides. RefSeq names its product DnaJ heat shock protein family (Hsp40) member B12b (gene dnajb12b). Gene Ontology annotation, cellular component: endoplasmic reticulum membrane. The transcript is spliced from 9 exons. Gene Ontology annotation, molecular function: Hsp70 protein binding. Bases 9 to 1115 code for a protein of 368 amino acids. The record is from RefSeq and is a predicted model, not a curated record. Lineage: Eukaryota; Metazoa; Chordata; Actinopteri; Pomacentridae. Gene Ontology annotation, biological process: cellular response to misfolded protein.